AGCUUUGGAGGGGGAAUGGAGAGAGGGGGUGGGGAUCAGGCAGAAACACUACACCCACCACGUCAGUGUGUGGAGAUACAACAGCAACAAUGUGGUCACUCUGGCUACUACUGAGUCUCCAUGGCAGCAGGGAUUUGAAUUCAUGACAAUAUUUUGGGAGUUCCCCAAACAUCUGUAGGUGAGUCAGUGAGCUUCCUCUGAGUACUCAUGGAUAUAAUGGCCUAAAUAGACAGAGUGACAAAGACAUAGCUAGAACAUGAAAAACAAAUACUCCACCACAAAGUUGUUGAAAUAGUGGCUUUUGGGUAAUUGCAUGCAUGUGAGACAGAGAGAGAGAGAGCAACGGAGGGAGAGAGAUAGAAAAAAGGAGCGAGAGAUUUGGGUGGGGUGUGGACUUGAGGAAAAGAGGGAGGGAGGGAAGUGGGUGGAGGUGUGGUUGUAAGUGUUUGUGCGUUCCUUGGCGGCGAAGGCUGAGUCUGACAUUUGGAACGUAGGGAGCAGAAGGAAUUGGGCUUCAACAGAAAGGCUACCAUCAAAAAUCAUCAUGUUGGUUCUUCUAGCCGGAAUCUUCCUCCUUCACCUCACCAGCAUCAUCCUCCUCCUAGUGGCAACUAUCGACAAUGCCUGGUGGAUGACAAAAACCGUGUCCACUGAUGUGUGGGCAAGGUGGAUACUGACCAAUGGAACCUGGAGCUCCAACGAUCUCCCCGGCCAGUACCCUCAAGAAUACCUCCAGGCAGUGCAGGCUAGCUCCAUCCUGGCCUGCAUAUUCUCUUCCCUUGGCCUGUUUGUGUUUGUGGGACAGCUCUUCACUCUGUCAAAGGGACAGAGAUUCACCUUCUCUGGCAUCUUCCAGCUCCUAGCCUGCCUGUGCAUCAUGAUCGCUGCCUCCAUCUACACAGACAUCUUUCACAAGAAUGAAUCGAAUGGUUGGUAUGGCCACUCCUUCAUUCUGGCCUGGAUCUCCUUUGCGUUCACCUUCAUCUCCAGUAUAAUCUACUUUGUCCUGCGAAAGAAGACAGCAAACUAGAAGCAGAAGACUAGCCCAAGGGACAGGCUCAAUAUCUUACGAUCUGAUCGUUUUUUGUACAAUUAGGUAUGGAUAUGAGUGUGGGAUACAAAAGGGGAGAGUUGUUAUCCACAGAUUUUCAUCCAUGUAUCUUUGGUUCCCACUGAAGUGUGUCUAAACAUAUGGAUUUACAUCGUUAUAACCUACCUGUCCUGCCAACAUAGUAAUAACCUACCUGUCCUGCCCACAUAGUAAUAACCCUACCUGUCCUGCCCACAUAGUAAUAACCUACCUGUCCUGCCCACAUAGUAAUAACCUACCUGUCCUGCCCACAUAGU
Molecule: messenger RNA, 1347 nt
Organism: Oncorhynchus kisutch (coho salmon)
Lineage: Eukaryota; Metazoa; Chordata; Actinopteri; Salmoniformes; Salmonidae
Product: epithelial membrane protein 2
Exons: 5
Coding region: 545-1030 (161 amino acids)
Cellular component (GO): plasma membrane
Source: RefSeq, a predicted model, not a curated record